CAUGGUGCGAAGAAAGUUUAAACAGAAGAAUACCUAAGGUGAAGUCAUGCUGUGUUCUUUCACGUUGACGGCACCACCACCACCGCCACCACACUGCCUCAGCAAACGGAAGAAACACAGACAACUCUUGCCGCUCAUUCUAGCAUACACAAGUUCACGUCUUUGCCUCUCCGUUAGUGCAGAAAAUAAAGAGUUUAUGGAUAAGGGAGCUGUUUUCAUUCUUCCAUGUAGUUCUACUGUUUUGUUGUUAAACCUAGUGGAAGGUCAUGGGGAAGGACUGAGAAAUUUAGAGUGAGCAUAUUGUGUUGUGUGUUUGGAGUAGAGCACAUGUGGUAUACGGCGAGGUAUGCAAUUCCUGAAACUUCCUCGCCUUCUUAUGCCACAUAUGAGGAGGAUACAUCUACAUUCGCAGCCAUUGCCAUCGGAAAGCACUUACAGAAUUGGUGGUAUUGAUGAUGCUGUGGCUUUGAUUCAUCGCAUGGUUGAUAUGCAUCCCCUGCCAUCGAUUGUGGAAUUCACCAAAAUCUUAGGAAUGAUUGUGAAGAUGAAAUACUAUGCGACAGCUAUUAAUCUAUAUACCCUAAUGGAAUAUAAGGGUGUUGUGCCGUUUACAGUCACUUUUAACAUUUUGAUCAACUGUUUCUGCCACAUGGGUCGGAUGGAUUUUGCAUUCUCUGUAAUGGGUAAGAUUAUUAAGUGGGGUUGUCAACCAAAUGUGGUGACUUUUACUACGCUGAUGAAGGGAUUGUGUGUUAAUGAUAAGAUGCUGGAUGCACUACACAUUUACAAUGAAAUGGUUGCACGAAGGAUUUUGUUCGAUGAUGUUCUCUAUGGAACCUUAAUCAAUGGGCUGUGUAAGAGUAAGAUGGGAAACACAAGAGCUGCCAUUCAACUGCUUCAGAAGAUGGAGGGACAGUUGGUUAAGCCCAAUCUUGUAAUGUACAAUACAAUUGUCCAUUGUUUGUGCAAAGAUGGACAUAUAAAUGAGGCACGUGUUUUGUGUUCCAAAAUGAUUGUUCAGGGAAUUUUCCCAGAUAUUUUCACUUUUAGUUCAUUAAUUUAUGGUUUGUGUCGUGCAGGCCAACGGAAAGAAGUUAGAUCUUUGCUGAAUGGGUAUUGUUUAAACAAUAGAGUGGAUGAGGCAAGAGAGUUAUUUAAUUUGAUGAUUGAAAGAGGUGAACAACAUGACAUUAUUAUUUACAAUAUUUUGAUGAAUGGAUAUUGUUUAAACAAUAAAGUCGGUGAGGCAAAAAAGUUAUUUCAUAGGAUGAUUGAAAGAGGUGAACAACCUGACAUUAUUACUUAUACUAUUUUGAUGCAUGGAUAUUGUUUGAUUGAUAGAGUGGAUGAGGCUAGAAAAUUAUUUCAUGGGAUGAUUGAAACGGGUUUGGUGCCUGAUGUUUGGAGCUAUAACAUCUUGAUUAAAGGUUAUUGCAAGAUUGAAAGAGUGGAUGAAGCUAUGAAUGUACUUGAACAUAUGUUUCUUACGAAUUUAGUUCCAAAUAUUAUAACUUACAAUUCUCUGGUUGAUGGUUUAUGCAAAUCUGGGGGAAUCUCUGAUGCAUGUAAGCUUGUUGAUGAAAUGCAUUAUUGUGGUCAACCACCUCCAGAUGUAACCACUUACAAUAUCUUGUUAGAAUCUUUAUGUAGAAUUGAGCAUGUUGACAAGGCAAUAGCAUUUUUUAAACAUCUCAUCUUCGAAAGAAGUUUUGCCCCUAAUGUUUGGAGUUACAACAUAUUGAUUAGUGGCUGUUGCAAGAAUAGAAGAUUGGAUGAAGCCAUGAAUCUUUUUAAUCAAAUGUGUUUCAAGAAUUUGGUUCCAGAUAUUGUAACCUACAAUAUCUUGUUAGAUGCUUUAUGCAACGGGCAGCAACUUGACAAGGCAAUUGCAUUAUUAAAAUAUCAAAUUGUUGAUCAAGGUAUUAGUCCAAAUUUGCGCACAUACAAUAUACUUAUAAAUGGGUUGCACAAAAGUGGGAGGCCAAAGACUGCACGGAAGAUUUCCCAGUAUCUUUUCAUUAGAGGCUAUCAUCCAGAUGUCCAAACCUAUCUAAUCAAUGAGCUUUGUAAAGGCUAUCAUUAGAGGCUAUCUUCCAGAUUGUUAGAAUAAAGACAGGCCUCACUUUUACAUUAAAUGGAAUGCAAUCGGCUCCCUUCCAUGAUAUCGGAGUCAGUUAUUCAUCUGCUUUGGAGAAAAAGGUAGGAAUGAUGAAGCUGAGAAGCUUUUUUGACAAAUGAUCACUACAUGUGUGGAAACCAAGGCCUUCCCUGAUUGCAAUAUGCAUCGAUGCGUUCACUGAUUGUGAUUUAUGAAAGUUUACUGAGUGGAAAUGCUGCUUGCAGUCACUAGGGCACCCUGUUCCAGGGAACUGCUCCCCCUUUUUUCCUACUGCCUUCAAUUUCAACUCCAGGCAAUACUAGGGGCAAACAGCUAGAGAAGUUGCUUCGGCUGCUUUAUAUUCACUGCUCCUGCAAGCUUUUCAAGGUGCUAUCGAAGAAAAACAUGAAGAAUUUUUUUUAUGUGCAUGUUGAAUCGUGGUUUUUAACCCUGCGAAAAAGGAACAUAACAGACACGAGAGAAAAUUAUUAAAAGGGAUCUGCAAAUAAUAUUCUUAUGAAUUUGGUUUUUUCCCGAUUCUGGUGGCAUAAUCUACUCUAUGUAAUGGUAUGGGGCCAUUGUUGUUAUGCAUGAUGGAGAAUUCUUGGGCAGUUAUAGCAUCUUGAUUAUAGCUUCCACCCAAAUCUCUUCUAUUCCUCUUUCCUCCUUGUUCAGGGUCUUCAUUGAAGAGAAUUCUAAUAAAAAGAAAAAAAAAAAAAGGAAUGGAGUGAAGAAAGGGAGAUAUAUCUGGUUUUCAUUGACUUGAAGGCUUUGAAAAAGAAAGGAUUUUGCAUUUAUAGCCCAUACACCAAGGAAAUUAGAAAGAGGAAAAUGAUCGCAUGGAUAAAGUGUAGCACAAGAUGAGAAGAAAAAAUAGAUGAUCUAAGAAGUGUGUUUUUAGUUUGUAAAGCUAAUUUCAUUGUUCAGAAAUUAUUUAUAACCUAUUCCAAAUGGAUAACACAAAUAGAUUGAGAUAUCUUUUAUAUAGAAUUGUCAAGUUUUAAUAGAUUAAUGUUAUU
This is a messenger RNA of Vigna unguiculata (cowpea), 3117 nucleotides long. RefSeq names its product pentatricopeptide repeat-containing protein At1g64100-like. The record is from RefSeq and is a predicted model, not a curated record. Gene Ontology annotation, molecular function: protein binding. Lineage: Eukaryota; Viridiplantae; Streptophyta; Magnoliopsida; Fabales; Fabaceae.